Molecule: messenger RNA, 924 nt
Organism: Letharia lupina
Lineage: Eukaryota; Fungi; Ascomycota; Lecanoromycetes; Lecanorales; Parmeliaceae
Exons: 3
Coding region: 1-924 (307 amino acids)
Molecular function (GO): protein binding
Source: RefSeq, a predicted model, not a curated record
AUGGGUGUUGGGAUGCAAGAUACGAAUGGCAUACGACUGAGGUUGAUUUCGAAUGUGUCGAUGCUUGAUGCUUUCAAUAAUGCAUCCUCACAUGCCAAACUUGAAAAGAAAUUGAAUCUACUAAUCGCCGAAGUCCGUGCUGGGAAACGCGAAGGCUCUGUCAUUUCGACCCAAACAUUCGAUACCACUGCUGAGAACGACCGUGAGACACGGGAAGCUCUGCGUAGGGAACUAGAAGACGUUGGUAUAUUUCCAGGAGUCAGUAUUCAGAAGCGGCAAUUCAUUGUCGCCUGGUUUCAAGAGGCCGUAGCGGCGGGUAAACUUGAAGAAGACGCUUCCUCAAUGAUAACGACAGCGCUAUCUCUCUCUACGAACAUGGAGCCACGCACAACGAAAGGAAGUACAGUCAAAGGGUCUGUGCCCAAGGAUCAAUGCUCUCCGGGGCAACCGGCAGAAGCAGUAUACUCACGACGAGAAGAAAAUCUCCCACCAGCCCCAUCAUCACCACCACCACCACGAAAAGGAGAAGUGAAGCCAUGGCUACGGGUUUCUUACUUAUUCAACAAAUUGCGAGGGAGAAACAAGCAAUUCCUUGACGCCGCCAUGGCUGGAGACGUGCCUACGAUAAGGAACUUGCUUGAGAAAGGAGUCGACAUCCAUGCGCAAGACCAUUCUCAUGGGACAAGUUCAGCCUUGCAAUUAGCAGCCCAACAUGGAAAGGAAGAUGCAGUACGGUUGCUGCUGUUCGAAGGGGCCGACGUCCAUGCAAAGGAUGGAGAUGGCGCGACGGCGCUACAUCGAGCGGCAAUAUCCGGUCGCGAGCAGAUUAUACGAAUGCUGCUAGACUACGGAGCUGAUAUCGAAUCUAAGCGCUUUCAUGGUAAUACAGCAUUGACUUGUGCGGCCAGAUCGGGAAACUGUUGA